Molecule: messenger RNA, 918 nt
Organism: Micromonas pusilla CCMP1545
Lineage: Eukaryota; Viridiplantae; Chlorophyta; Mamiellophyceae; Mamiellales; Mamiellaceae
Exons: 5
Biological process (GO): regulation of transcription by RNA polymerase II
Cellular component (GO): piccolo histone acetyltransferase complex; NuA4 histone acetyltransferase complex
Source: RefSeq, a predicted model, not a curated record
AUGUCGCGCCCCUCGUUCCGCGCGCGACCGAUCGACAUCAACGUCGCGCUCGCGAUCAUCCGCGACGCGGACGUGAUCAACAGCGACGAGCAAGUCGUCGCGAGGGAGGCCGCCAUUCCGUUCGCGGUUUAUAUUAAACCCUCGAUCGACGAGUUAUUCCGUUCGACGUCGCGCGUUCGACGUCGCGGGUUCGGUUUGAAAACCUCGCGAGCGCAGUCGGAGAUUCCAAUCCCAGAGAUUCGCGCCGUGUCCACGUACGAGCAGGACUACCGGCCCAACUAUCGCAAGUCGACCACCUACCUCCGAGGCGCCACGUUCGGCGCGCCGCCCCCGGAGACGGUGGAGUACGACCUGGACAACGACGACGAGGACUGGCUCGAGAAGUACAACGACGGCCAGAACCGCCUCCCCGCGGAGAAACUCGAGAUCAUGAUGUGGAAGAAGGGGCAGAUCAUAUCGUACCAGGAUAAGUGCGCGAUGGCGGCGUCGACGAAGGCGCUGCCGAAGGCGAAGGCGAUCGAGCUGCUGGAGGAGGUGAGCGGGAGGCCCGCGCUGUUGGACGCGGUGUACGAGUACUGGGCGAACAAGCGAAAGGCGCGUUCUAUCUCACACUGGUCCCCAUACGACCCCCCGUGCCUGAGACGGCUGCAGCCGCCGCCGGCGCCGAACGACGCGAACCCGUUCAACGUGUUCCGUCAGCGCGAGAAGACGAACCGGCCGCAGACGCGUCGACGCCGGGAGAACGACGCGGCGUCGUACGAGAAGCUGAGGCAGAUUCGACGGCACAUGGAGUGCGCGUACGCCGUCGUGGAGCUGCAGCUGAGACGAGAGGAGAAGAAGUUGGAGCGGGCUCGGUGCGAGGUGGACGCGCAGGCGCUCGCGAUCAAGCUGAAGCACGAGCCGCGGACGCUGCACGAG